Paramecium sonneborni is the source of this 735-nucleotide messenger RNA. The record is from the annotation of a GenBank genome assembly. Lineage: Eukaryota; Ciliophora; Oligohymenophorea; Peniculida; Parameciidae.
AUGAAUAAAUACUAACUAUUAAAAAAUCAUAUUCAACAAUUGAUGCAAUAAAAACAUACUACGAAUAUUUUGUUUGUUAGACAUGGAUAAACUAAUCAAAAUUUAAGCAACACUAUUUGUGGUUGGACUGAUAGUAGAUUGACCAUCAGAGGUAUAAUCACAUUUUUUAGUCUAAUUUGAGGGAGAGAAUAAUCAAAUCAAUUAUUAUAAGCAUUAUUACCUUUUCGUGAUCAAUUCAAAGGAGUGUAUACAUCCGAUUUAAGAAGAGCUAAAGAAACAGCUUAAAUAAGUUUAGGAUUUCCUCAUGAUAGUUUAAUUAUUGAAGAUUCUCGAUUGAGGUUAUUUUGUAAUAUUAUAAAAGAGAACUUAAUUUUGGAAAACAUGAGAACAUUGCAUAUUCUAUGUUAGAUUAAGAAACAAAGGAUAUUAUAUUCACAUUUUCAUACAAAGCUCCAGGAGGGGAAUCUUGGUAAGAAAGUUGCGAUAGGGCAAUGUAAUUAGUGAGAGAGAAAUGUAAUGAGAAUGGGACUUAUUUGAUGUUUUCACAUGGAGUAAAUAAAUAAUAAUAAUUAAAAGGGAUUGAUAUGUAGUAUUACAUAUUAUUUGGGUAUACAGAAUUCAAUAGGAAAUUGUAGUUGUGUAGGUUUGGAAUAUGAUAGAGAGAAAAAAGAGAUGAAAUAAAUAUUAUUUAAAUGGGAGAUGCCUUAAGAGGAGAAUGAAUAGGAAAUAUGAGAU